AUGGAGGUCUGCAAAUGUCAGGUGAAUAUAUAUUACAUUGUGAAUCAUAGUUAAAAAAACGAAACACUUUUAUUAAACAUUUGGUUCCAAAACAAUCUUUAAUUUUAUCAUGACUGUUACUUUGUGCCUAUCUGUGAAAGUACUAAGGCUUUUUAUUUUAAUAUGUUUAAUAAGUAGACUCUGGCCAAUGAUCCCCCCAUUCCCCUUAUCCACUAGCAGUUAAGGGCACAAAGGUUAGCAGCAAAGCCGUCUGUCUUCAAACCCCCAUUCCCUGUGCUGAACGUUAGUGUAAUGAGGGGAGCCUCAGUGAUUCUCCCCUUUAUGAUCCCCAACAUGCCUGUUAAAAACAGGUUGGGGUGCCAAGCAGACAGAAGUGUAUUUUGGCAGCUUCCCACAAUACUGUUAUGUUAAAAAAGAAAAAAAAUAUGUGUUUGUUUUGAUAGGUACAUAAAAGUAUUUAAGUGUAGUCUUUAAUACAAUUAUCAUGGGUGGCCAAAAAUGUAGAUCCCUGGGUGCUAGAGACAUGUCAUUGGCAUGAAGAUUAUUCUGGCUAAGCAUAAUAGGAGUUGCACGCCUGCAGCAGCUGAGGAUGUAAUGUUCCCCUCCAGCAUAUAGGAUGGGGAUCACUAUUCAUAAUCAGAAUUAUAACAUGAACAUAGACAUAAAGCAGGAAAGGUAUAAUAUUCUGUUUUAAUAAAUACAUUCUUAGCAGCUUUCUAUUUUAUAUUCCUCUGUAUAUAGCGAUAUCAUUAUAAAUACAAUGUAACACUAACACUAUAGUUUCCCUUUAAAUGAAUACAUUCUGACAUUUUGUUUUUGUUUCACGGGUAGCCGGCUCAAGAUGAAACAAUCAAAGUUGAAGAAACCUGUGAGGAUAAUAUGGAGGAUGUAGAACCUGACACUCCAGCUCAGAGUGAGAAGGAAGCAUCCAAUGCGAACAUAGUAGAACACCUGAGUGACUCAAACAACAGCGACAAAGUUGAGAAUGAGGGAAACAAACAGAGACAGAGGGGAUCCCGUCUGAGACAGACGUUACGAGCUCUGCGCUGCCGCUUCUCCAACACUGACAGCAGCACAGAGAGAGAAGCAGCAACUUCCAUCCACUCCUCGCGGCCAUCGGAGCGCAGGGCAGGAUUGCUGCAGAGCUGUGUCAGCGGCCUGUCUAAAAUAAGAAGGAAGUGGAAACAAAGAACCGCAACUGUCCAUCCAUUACCAUAA
Messenger RNA from Pelobates cultripes (western spadefoot toad), 1218 nucleotides. The record is from the annotation of a GenBank genome assembly. NCBI's taxonomy places the organism in Eukaryota, Metazoa, Chordata, Amphibia, Anura, Pelobatidae.